This is a messenger RNA of Melanotaenia boesemani (Boeseman's rainbowfish), 2370 nucleotides long. It is a transcript of the gene bfsp2, whose product is annotated as beaded filament structural protein 2, phakinin. The record is from RefSeq and is a predicted model, not a curated record. Gene Ontology annotation, biological process: intermediate filament organization. Gene Ontology annotation, molecular function: structural molecule activity. The transcript has 7 exons. Gene Ontology annotation, cellular component: intermediate filament. NCBI's taxonomy places the organism in Eukaryota, Metazoa, Chordata, Actinopteri, Atheriniformes, Melanotaeniidae. The coding region runs from base 487 to 1785 and encodes 432 amino acids.
GAGGGGGUCCGAGAACUGAAGGUUCUGGUUCCAGGAGCCAAACUCGGAGCCGGUUCCACAGAGGGGGUCCGAGAACUGAAGGUUCUGGUUCCUGGAGCCAAAUUGAGAGCUGGUCAGUCAGUUUCUGGUUCAAAUUACUGAAGUGGGGCCUCUGGUUUUAGCAUCAGCUCAGAGGAACUGAGUCAGACCAGAACCAAUUAUUGUGUGUGUGCGAGUGUGUGCAUGUGCGUGCGUGUGUGUGUGUGUGUAUAUGUGUUCAUUGUGUGCUGAGUGUGUGCAGGUGAGCUCUGGGCUUCAGGACCCUUCCUGAGCCCCUCCCCCCCUUGCUGAUUCAGCUGAAAUGCUGCUCUGUGUUUCCACGGGAACAAAAGCUUCCAGGACAAACAGCUCCAGAACAAAGCGGCCAUGUUUCCAGAACUCCGUCCGCCCAUAAAACCCGGCUCUGAGCGGCUCUGAGCGGUUUCACACUGGGACCUGCUGAGCGUCAUGCCUCUGCCCCGACGCCGCUCAUCCCUGCUGGGACAGCCGUCCACCGAGCGCACAGCCUCCUCCUCCCCCUGCGGGAGGAUGACUGCGGCCAGCACCGCCUCCCCCCGCGGGGUCUUCAUCAGCUCUGCACCCUCAGUGGGUGUGGCCUAUGGGCUGGGGACACGGGUGUCCCGCAGGGCUCUGGGAAUCAGCAGCGUGUUCAUGCAGGGGAUGAGGAGCAGCGCAGCGCCGGUGCUGCCCCAGGCUGGGGAUCGAACCACCGGAGUGGCAGCUGCCAGCCUGAACAGCUGCCUAAUGGAGUACCGAGACAAAGUGAGAGCGUUGGAGCAGCUGAACCAGCAGCUGGAGGAGCAGAUCCGGUUCUGUCUGGACCGCAAGGCCUCCAGUGCCGGAGCCUGGGGGGGGCUCAGGAGAGAGUGGGAGGAUGUUUACAGACAGGUCAGUGAAGCCAUCCUGGACAACGCUCGGCUGAUGCUGCAGACGGAGAACAUUCAGGCCAACGCAGAAGACUUCAAAGAAAGGUACGAGAACGAGCAGCCCUUUAGGAGGGCUGUGGAGGAGGAGAUCAGCUCCCUGUACAGAGUAAUUGAGGAGGCGAACGUGACAAAGGUGGAGCUUGAGGAGCAGAUGGACAACAUGAGGGCGGAGCUUCGCAGCCUGGAGUUUAACCAUGAGCAGGAUGUGCGUGUCCUUUACAACCAGAUGGCAGGACGGGAGGUGGAUGAACCUGACGCCCCCAUAGAAACAAGCCUGGAACAGAUUCUGGCCUACAUCCGGAGCCACUGGGAGAAGGUGAUGGAGAGGAACCGAGCAGAGACCGACAGUUACAUGGAGUGUAAGCAGGAGGCGCAGUGUGUGAGCAGCAGGCUGAGUCCUGAGGAGGAGCAGGUGGAGGCACUGAAGGUGGAGUGCAACGACGCCGGCUGUAAGAUACAGAGCCUGCAGGCUGAGACCGAGUCCAUCAGAGCGCUGAAACGUGGUCUGGAGAACUCGAUGAGCGACGCCCGCCACUGGCACGACAUGGAGCUGCAGAACUUGGGUUCUGUAGUGGCAAAGCUGGAAACAGAGCUGGCGGAUGUGCGCGGUGAAAUUGAGCAACAGCGCCGUGACUACGACACGUUGCUUAGCAACAAGCAACGGCUGGAGCAGGAGAUUGGCCUGUACCAUGGGAUCCUGGAUGGAGAGGAGAGCCGUUUUCAACCAGCCACCCAAACACCGGUUUCAGGUCUUCAUUCAGAUCUUGAAGGACCUGCUCCAGACUCCAGAACUGAUGCUCCAGGUUCUCCAGGACAAUGAUCUGGGUGCAGGAUGUUGGUUGACUGAGCCAGCAGAGGUUUUAUGGAUCUUUGUGGUGGACCUGAACAGCAUGUGCUAGAGCUGUACAGGUAAACUAAACCAGAACAGGACCACCUGGACCAGGUCUACACUGUACAGAGUUCUGGAUCUGUUUCAGAUUGGAAUCCGUUUCUAGUUAAAUUACAAAUAUUUUCUGAUUGGUAUUUAUAAUAAAACUAAAUGAAAGUGAAGGUGAUGGUGCGUUCAGGUGCUUCUUAUUCCACAGUUUGUGCUUGGAAACAUCAGAGAUAAGAGACAAGGUCUCCCUGAGGCCCUACACAUGACCUUACUUUACCCAUGCAGGGCUUUAGCUCUAGAUCCAGAUGUUUCCUCAGACUCCAGGGCUGACGCUCCUGGACCUCCAAAACCUUCCUUUGGACCAAGAGUUUUUGUAAUCAUGAUGCAUUUGUUUCCCUGCAAACACGAGGCAUUCAAAGAUACCUUCACCAGAUGAACAUGAAGAUUUUUACUUUCAGAUCCUGAAUAAAGACGAGGACGUCCACAGGCCAGAGACGUUGGUUGGUUUCAUUCUGAUUACUGAUUAAA